AUGGCUAAUAUCUUUACUCGUUACGAUUUAGAGCAGUUCAAAUGGAAGCCCUUCAACGGUGAAGGCGUCCAAAACGGAUGUGCUCGCCCUCUUGGAGGCGCUGAGCAUGUCCAAGAUAUCUUCAACCGCUAUCUCAAGGGUGACCAAACGCUGUUCUUCGGACUCACUAUCGACUUGCGCGACCCUGUGAGCAUCACCAAGCUCAGUUCCUCCGCUCAACAAUGCUGGUCCUGGUUACGCUUCCAAGUUCCUACCAUCGCGUCAUCCAUACUGAAUGAAUCCGAUCACAAUCUGCCCCUGUUGGUCUAUACAACCGCUAGUCCGCAAGAGAUCAGUCGGUGGGAGCAGCGCACUCUCAUUAUCCACCCACCCUCGGACAUUGACCUCGACCAAUUACGGGUCAACGAGGGUCAGAAGAGGGUUCCUUCAUCGGACGGAGACCAUACGUGGAUGCACCUUGUCCCUGGCGAAACCACCAACGGGGCGGUCUCCAAAUUGGGUCUGCUGAUCCACACCCAUCACUCGCCCUUCGAUGGUGCAGGGUUAAAGAUCGUCGUGAAUCGCUACCUCACGCAAUUGGCAAAGGUGCUCUCCAAUUCCUACAGCGCGCCCGAGUCUAUCGAAUGGGGAAAUGAGCUGGAAAACCUCCUUCCGGCACCCUUCAACAUUCUAAACUCCAAAGAACCCCUUCCUGUUUCGCCACACUCACCAGAGGAACCUUGCCUUGACAGUGAUUACUACAAGUCCUUUGGAAGAGUUCUCUCCGCCUUCGGCGCGUCAAUGAAGGACACAUAUGGAUUUAGAGCUCGCCCCAAAGAUACAGAGUGGCCGAAGACGCGUCGCGCCGAGGUCCUCUUCACGAGGGAAGAAUCAGAAAGAAUUCUGGCUGCCUCGAAGAUAUCUGGGUUCACACUUACACACCUUGCCCACGCUGCAUUAGCAAUGGUUGUCAUAGCUGAUAAUCCACCCAAUUCGGCAUCUUCUUCUCACUACUUGAACAAUGUAUCCUUGGCUAAUUUCCGAGGCCGCUUGGAUCCGAAAUAUGCGCUCCAUCCAGGCUAUGUUCUUGGCGUUUUCAUGACCAGGAUUCCUGUGUCAGCGUUUUUGUCUCCUGACGGAAAUGCACUGCCAUUGGACGGUGACAUGCUUCUACAGGUAGCAGACAUAGCCAAGGAGCAGUAUCGCGCCCACAUGGAAUUGCCUGCUGGGUUAAGUUGCAUGCCACAGGUUGGCGAAGCAUUCGCCAUGGCCACCGUGCCAGCUGCAUCUGCAAACCUGCUGCCACCCAACCAGUGUUAUUCAUUUUCCAGUGACGGCAAAGGAGAAAUCUAUUUGAAUCACACUUUUGCGGAUGACGCUGGAACACCCGUCCUUUCGGUGAACAAGUUCUUCACAUCUCUGAAUAGAUUCGAUCCUGGCCCAUUCUUUCGUCUUUCGUCUUGGGGGGGCGUGAUUGACCUUGGCGCUGAUUACAACUCUAAUGUCGUAAAGAUGGAGAACGUGCUGGAUUACUUGAAUCAAUGGAAGAGGUUCUUACUUCUGAUCCUUGAUAACUGA
Suillus bovinus is the source of this 1557-nucleotide messenger RNA. RefSeq lists its product as uncharacterized. Bases 1 to 1557 code for a protein of 518 amino acids. Gene Ontology annotation, biological process: mycotoxin biosynthetic process. The transcript is spliced from 5 exons. Gene Ontology annotation, molecular function: acetyltransferase activity. Lineage: Eukaryota; Fungi; Basidiomycota; Agaricomycetes; Boletales; Suillaceae. The record is from RefSeq and is a predicted model, not a curated record.